AUGGACGAUCCCGAGGUGUUGCUGCCGUCGAUCGAGCGGCGGACGAAGCAGCUGCGGCAGCAGGAGCAGAUGCUGCGGGAAGCCGUGACGGCCGCGUCGCGCAGGAAGGAGACGAGCGCAGCGGCGCUCAGGUCCGCCGAAGACGCGCACCAGCAUCUGCUGCGCGAUCGAUUCCCCGCGCUCAACGCGCAGGUGAAUGCGCAGCUCGACGCCAUGGCCGCCCAUGCCGCCGCCAUCGCCGCCUUCCUCUCCCCCGCGCGCCCGGGAUCACUGGCGAUGGUGGCGGGGGUGGAGCCGCUGCUGGAGGCGCAGGAGGAGGUGGCGCUGCAGCACGAGGUGUGGAAGCGACGCCAGUUCGAUGAGGGGCCGUCCCGGGCGGUGGCGUUGGAGGGGUUGGGUUUGUACUCGCCGUGUGACCUCAACGACCUGGAUGCUGCCGUCAUUGCGGGGGACCAUGGGGCUUCCAUCGACACGCCAGGCCUCGCUCCCUCCCACCACCACCCACCAUUCCCCUUCUUCUCCCAUCUGGCGCCGCCCACUGCCCGUCCCACAGACGCCAUCUAUCGGUGCAACAUCAGGGAGCUCAAACACGUGCAUGACCUGGAUGAUUUGUAUCUUUCUCUCUCUCCCUCCUACCCCUUCCUCGACUAUACUCUCUUGCCUGUCCCCUUGCUCCCCGUCCUUUCAACCCCUUGCUCAUCCACCUACCGUCCCCGUCGCUGUCAUGCCCAACAGGGCGGGGGAGGCGGAGCAGCGUUACGUGGCAGCCAUGGUGGACGAGGCUCGCUGGACCGCCAGGGGGAGGGCGCUGGGCAGGUGAGUCAAUGGGGGGAGGGCGCUGGGCAGGUGAGUCAAUGGGGGGGGCAGAGCAGCAGCAGUGGCGGCAGCAGCAAGGGAACGGCAGGGGGUGCGGGGCAGGGGGGGGCGGGGGGGGCGGAGGAGAGGAGGCGGAGGAGGCGGCUGGAGGAGGUGCGGGCAGAGGUGGCACGUGCCAGAGGCGUGGUGAGAUGGGGGGGGAGAUGGGGAGGGGGAAGGGAGGAGUUGGGGAAAUCAGUGAGCAAGCUGUGCAAGGAGAAGGCACGCCUACAAGACGCCAUGGUGUACGCUGGAGACUACGAGCUCAAGAUGCAGAGGCAGCGCUUCUACCUCGCCAAGAUGCACCAGCUGCUGACUCAGCAGUACUGGCAGCUGGCUGUCAACGUGGCACUGCAUGGAGCCGUCCUAUUGGACGCGCACCACCUGGAGCGCACCUGGCAGCUGCUGCUCCAAUUACAUUGCGACACGUCAGCAGCUAUCAGCGACUCUGAAACCCGCAAGGCGGCUUACAAAGCUCUUGCCUCACAAGCCACUGCCCCCACUGCCCCCACCGCCCCAACAUCCUUCUCCUCCUCCCAGUUCCCGCCCCCCUCCUCCUCCCUCCCCCUCCCAGCCUCCUCCCCCCUGUGGCCCGCCCUGCUCUCCGCCCUCUCCCCCCCCGCUGCUCAAGGGGAGCCACUCGGGGCAGCAGGGGGGGGAGUCGCGCAGGCAGCAGGGGGAAGGGAGGGGGAGAGUGGGGGGGAGGUGGUGGAGCGGCUGGUGGAGGGGCUGAGGGGGAGGGCGCAGGGGGAGGGGGAGCGGGUGCAGCAGGGGGUGGAGCAGAGUGAGCGGCUGCUGGCACACAUGGCGGGCAUGCAGGCGGCCAUGGUGGAGCUGCUCUCAUCGCCGCAUGCCACUCCCUCCUCCACCGCCGCUCAUGCCAUGCCGCUGCACCUCUCGCCCCCUGCUCUCGUGGACGAGCGGCUGCGAGUGGAGCGCCAGCUCAGCGAUGAUGUGGCACCGGCGAUUGACAGGCUGGCAGACGAGUGGCAGACAACCCAGAGGAGCGCGGUGCACGCGCCAAGGCAUGGCAUCCGCCAGCGACUGCUGCACUCCUUCUUCUCCCCGGCCGCCCUGCCCUGCACACUGCUGCACGCGCACUCCGCUCAGGGCGCAGGGGGCGAGGGGGCGCGGACCGAGGGGGCAGGGCGCGAGGCUCGAGAGGCGCAAGGCGGGAUGCAUGGGCAGGAGAGGGAGAGCAGGGGGGGUGGUGGCGAGGGCAGUGGCAUGGGCAUGAGCAUGGGCAUGAACGAUGGUGGGGGCAGGGGUGAGUGCAUGGGCAUGCAGUGUGGGAUGCAUGUGGGGAUGGGGAUGGGCAUGGAGGAGGACGAUGACAGCUUCAUUUUCUAA
Messenger RNA from Closterium sp. NIES-65, 2205 nucleotides. NCBI's taxonomy places the organism in Eukaryota, Viridiplantae, Streptophyta, Zygnematophyceae, Desmidiales, Closteriaceae. The record is from the annotation of a GenBank genome assembly.